CGGGGUCUGUGCCCGGGGCGGGCGUGGUGCGAGAGAGGAGAUGGCGCCGGCGGUGUCCAGGCUGCGGUCCGAGGUCGGGGUCGGGGCGCUCCCGCGGCGGGCGCUCGCCCAGUACCUGCGCCUCUUGCGGCUGUACCCAGUGCUCACCAAGGCGACUACGAGUGGUUUUUUAUCAGCACUUGGGAACUUCCUGGCCCAGCUGAUAGAGAAGAAGCGGAAAAAAGAAAACAGCUCGCAAAAUCUAGAUGUCAGUGGGCCUCUCAGAUAUGCCAUUCACGGGUUCUUCUUCACAGGGCCACUGAGUCACUUCUUCUACCUCUUCAUGGAGCUCUGGAUCCCCUCUGAGGUUCCGUUGGCAGGAGUCAAGAGGCUCCUUCUGGACCGCCUCGUCUUUGCCCCAGCCUUCCUGUUGUUGUUCUUCCUCGUCAUGAACUUGCUAGAGAGAAAAAACAUGGCCGCCUUUUCCACUAAGAUGAGAAGAGGCUUCUGGCCAGCGCUGCAGAUGAACUGGAAAGUCUGGACUCCGCUGCAGUUUAUUAACAUCAACUAUGUCCCUUUGCAGUUCCGUGUGCUUUUUGCCAACCUGGUGGCUCUGUUCUGGUAUGCCUACCUGGCCUCUCUGGGCAAGUGA
This is a messenger RNA of Orycteropus afer afer, 631 nucleotides long. It is a transcript of the gene PXMP2, whose product is annotated as peroxisomal membrane protein 2. Gene Ontology annotation, cellular component: cytoplasm; membrane. The record is from RefSeq and is a predicted model, not a curated record. NCBI's taxonomy places the organism in Eukaryota, Metazoa, Chordata, Mammalia, Tubulidentata, Orycteropodidae.